This is a messenger RNA of Entrophospora sp. SA101, 1220 nucleotides long. The record is from the annotation of a GenBank genome assembly. Lineage: Eukaryota; Fungi; Glomeromycota; Glomeromycetes; Entrophosporales; Entrophosporaceae.
AUGAUAAAAAAAGCUUUUUACAAAAAUCCAUUCAAAUUUUCUUUCAACAAAACAAUUCAUCAUUUUCAUUCAAUUUCAAAUUUGCCUAAUCGUUCUUUUCUACCCUUAUUUCCUCGUGAAUAUUAUGUUGAUAAACCUUUAGAAUUUGUUGCACCCAAAACUUUACUACCUCUACUUUCAUCCAUUCAAAAUGAUAGAAAAGAUGAAACUUGGUUAAUUUAUCAACAGUUGCUAGCUUCUGAAAAGCUUCAUCUACUAACAACCCAACAUUUUUCUUUAUUAUUACAAUCCAUUAAUUUUAAAACAUUUCCGCCUAAUAAAACAGAAAUACAACAUUUAACGGAGCAACUAUUUUCAAUUUUUAGACAAAUGAAAUACUUGGGUCAUAAACCUGAUGUAACAGACUAUACACAUCUAUUAUCAAUAUUUAGCAGACUUAGAGAUGUUAAACUAUCUGAAAAAUUAUGGCAGGAAGCAAUAGACGAUGGUGUUGUACCUUCUAUACAUUUGUAUAAUACAUAUUUGGCAUCUUGUUUACACCCCAGAAGACCUAAUUUAGGGAAGGCAAAGGCUAUUUUACAUGACCUUAAAAAAAAGCAGAUAAAGAAUAAUUUAACAACCUUGAGUCUGGUGAUACGGUUAUAUGCCAAAGAAUUUGAUAUUAGAAUAGCACAGGAAUUUCUUGAAAUUACAUUUUUACCAACAAAAGAGAAAGCAGAAAUGAUUAGUAAAUUUAAAAAUUUAGCAAAUAGUUUUUUGGGUAAAGUUAAUUUAUCAACUGAUAACUUUCAACUUGAUAAGGAUGAGAAUACUGAAAGAUUAACCAAAUUUUCUGAUUCUGACGAUUACGCAUAUGGCUGUGCCAGGCAUCUGAGAACCAAGAGGAUGCGCUAUCAAGCUCAACGAAAUAUGAUAUUGUUUGAAGAAGGCAAAGUUGAAGCCAAGGAUUAUAAUGACGACAAAAGUAUAAGUCUAGAUCAGCACAGUGAACUGAGGAAAGGGGCCUUUGCAAAUUAUGGUUCAAAUAUCACGGAUGAAGAGAAAAGCAAUUCUGGACGCUUGGUAACUAUUAUAAUCUUCAAUAAACCCUCAUUCAGUAAACUAAUCCAAUCUCAAAUGCUUAAGGCUUACAAAUGGAAUCAGAGUUCUGAAUGGAUUGUGCUCGACUUUGAAGCAUUGAAACAUAAGAGCCCAAUCUGUCCACAUUUGUCAUCAAAAUG